Scheffersomyces stipitis CBS 6054 is the source of this 930-nucleotide messenger RNA. It is a transcript of the gene GCY2, whose product is annotated as aldo/keto reductase. NCBI's taxonomy places the organism in Eukaryota, Fungi, Ascomycota, Pichiomycetes, Serinales, Debaryomycetaceae. The transcript is spliced from 2 exons. The record is from RefSeq and is a predicted model, not a curated record. Gene Ontology annotation, molecular function: aldose reductase (NADPH) activity. The coding region runs from base 1 to 930 and encodes 309 amino acids. Gene Ontology annotation, cellular component: cytosol.
AUGGCUACUUCUUAUAAAUCAUCAAAAGUUUACAAGCUCAAUAGUGGUGAAACCAUCCCAGCAUUGGGACUUGGUACCUGGCAAGCCCUGGCCGAUGACGUCUACAAAGCUGUUUUGUUUGCUCUCAAAACAGGUUACAGACACAUCGAUUCCGCUCUUGCUUACGGCAAUGAAGAACCUGUUGGCCGUGCUAUUAGAGAUUCAGGAAUCCCAAGAAAAGAAAUCUUUGUAACAACUAAGUUGGCCCCCAUUGAUGCUCUUGAUCCUGCUGGUGCCUUGGAUCAAUCCUUGAAAAACCUUGGUUUGGACUAUGUUGACUUGUACUUGAUGCAUUGGCCAGUUUGUUUGAACAAGGCAAACAAGCUGCACCCAGGUAUUCCAACAUUACCUAACGGAAAGCGUGAUAUAGUGUUUGACCGCGAUUUCACCCAAACAUACGCCGACAUGCAGCAUUUGGUUGAAUCAGGUAAAGCCAAGUCAAUUGGAGUUUCUAACUUCUCUAUUAAAAACUUGAAAAAGUUGUUUAGUUCGCCUGACUAUAAGAUCGUUCCUACGGUUAACCAGGUUGAGAUACACCCAUACUUGCCACAAACUGAGCUUCUUGAGUUCUGUAAGAAACAUGAUAUUUUGUUGGAAGCUUUCAGUCCAUUGGGCUCCUCCAAUUCCCCAUUAUUGAAGGACGAAACUAUUGUCAAAAUUGCAGAAAAGAAUCAGGUUUCGGUAGCUACAAUUUUGAUCUCUUGGGCUAUCUGGAGAGGAACUGUUGUGUUGCCAAAGUCUGUCAGCGAUUCAAGAAUUGAAAGCAACUUCAAUGUUGUCGAUUUGUCGGACGAAGAUGGUGAAGAAUUGAACAACUUGCACAAAGUCAAGGGUAUCAAGAGAUUCGUCAGUCCUAACUGGGAUCCAAUUGACGUCUACGGUGAAGAUUAG